AGUCAUUUUUCGUCGUUCAAACAACAAAAUUAUGGCUGUUGUAGGCAUAAAUGGAUUUGGACGGAUAGGAAGAAUGUGUUUUCGAGCGUGUCUCGAGAAAAAUGUCGAAGUAAUCAUAAGAUCUUAUUGUGAACCUAAUUAAUGAUCCCUAUAUUACGACCGAUUAUAUGAUAUAUCUUUUUAAAUACGACUCCACUCAUGGAUUCUUUCCUAAACCUAUAAUAUGCGAAAAUGGAUGUAUAGUUAUAAAUGAUAAAAAAAUAGUCACGUCACAGGAGAAAAAUCCUUCGAAAAUACGAUGGAAAGAAAAUAAUGUAACAUACGUGAUAGAAGCUACAGGAGUAUUUACAACUUUGGAGAAGGCGAGCUUACAUAACGAUGGAGGCGCAAAAAAGGUGAUAAUUACAGCACCUUCGAUCGAUGCACCCAUGUACGUAUACGGAGUUAAUCAUAAAUGUUACGAUCCAAAAAAGGGCAACGUAGUGUCUGCAGCUUCUUGCACAACGAAUUGUGCAGCUCCUAUAGUUAAAAUUAUGAACGAUAAUUUUGAGGUAAUCGAAGCAAUGAUAUCCAGUGUACACGCUGUAACAGCAACGCAAAAAACAGUAGACGGGCCGAUAAAUAAGUUAUGGAGAGAUGGAAGAGGAGCUUUACAAAAUAUCAUACCAACGUCUACGGGAGCGGCUAAGUCAUUAGGAAAAAUUAUUCCCUCUCUCAAAGACAAAAUAUCGGCGAUAGCUUUUAGAGUACCGAUAUUUAAUGUCUCCUUAUGUGAUAUGACGUUUAGAAUCAAUAAGCCAACAACGUAUGACGAAAUAAAAGCAGUGAUGAAAAACGAGUCCGAAGGAGAAUUGAAAGACGUGCUAGGCUACACGGAAGAAGAUUGCGUUUCGUCCGAUUUCAAUCACACCAUUUACUCUUGCGUGUUCGAUGCAAAGGCAGGCAUUCCUCAAACGAGUACAUUCAUCAAAAUCAUAGCUUGGUACGACAACGAAUACGGUUACGCGCAUCGUAUCGUUGAUUUAAUCGUAUAUAUGUACGAUGUUGAUUCUGGAAAGAUUUCACCCGUAGAAAGUGUCACUGAAGAGGAAAUCGUAUAAUCGUAUAAAAGCAUCAAACCAAAAAAGACAUAUAUUAUUUUACGUCUUU
Messenger RNA from Vespula vulgaris, 1149 nucleotides. Its product is annotated as glyceraldehyde-3-phosphate dehydrogenase-like. Bases 168 to 1100 code for a protein of 310 amino acids. Gene Ontology annotation, molecular function: NAD binding; oxidoreductase activity, acting on the aldehyde or oxo group of donors, NAD or NADP as acceptor; NADP binding. The record is from RefSeq and is a predicted model, not a curated record. The transcript is spliced from 7 exons. NCBI's taxonomy places the organism in Eukaryota, Metazoa, Arthropoda, Insecta, Hymenoptera, Vespidae. Gene Ontology annotation, biological process: glucose metabolic process.